GAGUCCGCUCUGGGUAACCAAGGCAGCCCGGGAGAGGGGUAGAUAGGGGGUGCAAAGUGAAUGAGGGAGGCGCAGCGAGGGGCGUCGAGUCAGCACGCAGCGGGCGUGGUCCGCCACUUGCGAGCUCCGGGGCGGCUGCGAACUAGGUUGCGUCGGGACCCCUGCUUUCCAUGGAGGUUCCCGAGCUGGGCCCGGGGUUGGUGGAGCGUCUGGAGCAGCUGGCGACGUGUCCGCUGUGCGGGGGCCCCUUCGAGGACCCAGUCCUGCUGGCGUGCGAGCACAGCUUCUGCCGUUCGUGCUUGGCGCGCUGCUGGGGGUCCCCGGCGGCGCCCGGCUCGGAGGAGGCGACCCCGUCCUGCCCCUGCUGUGGUCAGCCGUGCCCCAGACGCAGCCUGAGGUCUAACGUGCGACUUGCAGUGGAGGUGCGCAUCAGCCGCGGGCUGCGUGAGAAACUGGCCGAGCCCGGGGCCCGGACCGGGAGACGACGCGGCGGCCGCAUCCCCACCAUGGGCUGCCUGGAUCCCCAAGGAGAGGAUAUGAGAAAGACAUGGAGACGAUUCGAUGUCCCGGUACCCAAGUCAUCUAACUCAGAGGAGGAUCUCCCUGAAGAUUACCCCGUGGUAAAAAACAUGCUUCACAGACUGACAGCUGACCUGACGCUCGACCCUCGCACUGCACAUCGUGAUCUGCUCAUCUCCUCUGACUACCGCGGCGUGAGUCUGGCUCCACCCGGAACGCCUGUGCCGCUGGACAGCCCCGAGCGCUUCGAUCGGCUCCGGGCUGUGUUGGGUGCGCAGGGCUUCGCGUCAGGUCGCCACUGCUGGGAGGUGGAGACCGCGGAAGGCGCGUGCUUCAGAGACUCUCUGGCGAAGGAUGAGGACGCAGGAGAGAGCUGCUACGCUGUGGGCGCUGCGGGGGAGUCCGUGACGCGCAAGGGCCUCAUCAAGCUGUGCCCAUCCGAGGCUAUAUGGGCCGUGGAGGGCCGCGGCGGCCGCUUGUGGGCGCUCACGGCUCCAGAGCCCACUCUACUAGGUGGCGCCAGGCCCCCGCCGCAGCGCAUUCGCGUGGACUUGGACUGGGAGCGGGGUCGUGUGGCCUUCUAUGAUGGCCGCUCAUUGGACUUGCUCUUCGCCUUCCAGGCGCCGGGCCCGCUCGGGGAGCGUGUCUUCCCACUGCUCUGCACUUGUGACCCCCGCGCCCCACUGCGUAUUGUGCCAGGAGAAGCCUGAGCUUCAGGUCUCUAGUUCCUAUCCUAGCCUAGUCUGGAUGACCUCGAGGUUACUUCUGUUCGGUGCAGUAAUCCCCACAUAUCUCAGCGGCCUUGUCUGUGCACCCAUUGGAGCAGGAGUAUUAAUAAGCACCAUUUGCCCACUCAUACUUUCUCCCAAAUCAAAAGCUCAACUGGCUUGUACAUCCACCCGUGCCUUUAAGCCAGCCUAGAGCUGAGUCUCCAUGAUCUAAGACCUUUCUCUUGUAUCUUUUUUCUGUACCAUUCUAGGCCAGGAUAGAGAAAGAGGCUCUGUACCACCAGUGUUGGGAAACAGUCCUAAUUUACCUCCAAUCCCAAAAGGCUCAGGGCCUGAUCCACAGCAGGAAUUUCCUGCUCUUGUCCACUCUUGAGGAUUCUCCUCAAAAAAAAAAAAAAAAAAAAAAAAGUCCUCCAAAAACAAGACACUUAACUCAUAGCUAAGACACUCAGCUCAGACCUGAAGCCUAAAACAUAAAUUCUGGGAUGUGUAUGCAAGCCAGUCUACCUUCCAUUUAUGACUGUUUCCUAUGCUAGUGGCCUUUUGCCAUGAACACCCUCUUGGAACUUUAUCUUGCACAUAAAAGAACUAAUGGUGCUACCUCCCUUCUCAGGCUGGGGGCAACUCAGACAUCCCAAACAUUCUGUAUAGCCCCCAUCCUUCCCUUGUGUAUAAAUGGGCCUGUAUUUAACACGUUGUGCAAUGUUGGGUUAUUUAUUUUGUGCAUCUGUGUCAAUAAAUGAGAUCUAAGUGG
Rattus norvegicus (Norway rat) is the source of this 2001-nucleotide messenger RNA. It is a transcript of the gene Rnf39, whose product is annotated as ring finger protein 39. Gene Ontology annotation, biological process: protein ubiquitination. Gene Ontology annotation, cellular component: cytoplasm. Gene Ontology annotation, molecular function: ubiquitin protein ligase activity. Lineage: Eukaryota; Metazoa; Chordata; Mammalia; Rodentia; Muridae. The record is from RefSeq and is marked validated. The transcript is spliced from 4 exons. The coding region runs from base 171 to 1229 and encodes 352 amino acids.